CCGUGCAGUUCAAUUUCGCUCUAGACAGCCAAGACAGACUGCAGUGUGUGGAGUAGCAGCCGUCAUUGGCUGGUUUGCUGGAGCCCAUGCUGUACCGGUGUAAGUUGGCGGUUGCAUUGAUGCAAGGCGACCUAUUGCGAUGCGCUCAGCCCGCUCCGUAAGGUAUCAAGAUAAAAUCAAAUCCAAACACGACUACAGGACACAAAAGCCGUACCUAUACUUGAUGCCCGUGAGCGCUCUGUUCUCUUGCAGCUCCCCGGUGGAAGAGACACGCAGAGCAGCCGGUACUGGUACACGCCCAGAGCGCAGAAACGCCGCGCCAGCCGCAGCAAAUGCCGAGCCGCCAAAAGAGUUCUCUGAGGUCUCGACCCGAGACAAAGGUCUGCCAGAAUGCCGGUACUAUGAUCAGGAUGAUGAUUCUGACUCUGAAUUUGGCUGGGGUGACUGUGACGGCCAUCACCCCUUUGGUGAACACUGUGAGAUCUGCGCGUCGUCCUUCGACUGCUACUGCUGUGACUGCUAUGCCUACGGCGCGUACGCUGGCGACGACAGCUUUUACUAUUACUAUCGUCUCUUCUACUGGUACUACUACUGUUUCUACAUGGACUACUACACCGGCCACUACGCUGAGCGUGCUGCUCGCGGAUCCCAGUCUCGCAACAACCGAGAGGACUUCUAG
This is a messenger RNA of Trichoderma asperellum CBS 433.97, 679 nucleotides long. NCBI's taxonomy places the organism in Eukaryota, Fungi, Ascomycota, Sordariomycetes, Hypocreales, Hypocreaceae. The record is from RefSeq and is a predicted model, not a curated record.